Molecule: messenger RNA, 732 nt
Organism: Penicillium maclennaniae
Lineage: Eukaryota; Fungi; Ascomycota; Eurotiomycetes; Eurotiales; Aspergillaceae
Exons: 2
Coding region: 1-732 (243 amino acids)
Biological process (GO): protein deubiquitination; ubiquitin-dependent protein catabolic process
Cellular component (GO): cytoplasm
Molecular function (GO): cysteine-type deubiquitinase activity
Source: RefSeq, a predicted model, not a curated record
AUGUCUAUCCCCAAAGCCGAGAUUGUCAACGGCUGCAAGACUUUCAUUCCUCUCGAGAAUAACCCUGAAGUGCUAUCCCAUCUCUGCGCGAACCUGAAUCUUGCAUCGGGCCUCACAUUCCACGAUGUGCUAUCCACUUCUCCCGAGCUACUUGCAUGGAUUCCUCGUCCAGUUCAUGCUCUGAUUCUGCUUGCGGAUAAGCCGAUUUAUCUCGCUGCUCGGGAGGCUGUGAUACCCACGAUACCGGAGUAUCAGGGGUCGGGCGAUGAACCUGUGUUAUGGAUGAAGCAGACGAUCGGUCAUGCGUGUGGCCUAAUGGCAUUGCUGCAUAGUGUGUUCAAUUUGGAUGACAAUUAUGUUGUGCCGGGAUCGGAGCUGGACGUUUUGAGGAAAAGCGCCGUUGAGCUUGCUCCGGCUGAGCGGGCAGAGUUGCUUUACACCUCGACUUUCUUGGAGGAAGCGCACAUGAAGGCUGCUGUUUCGGGUUCUUCGAGGGCGCCGUCACCACAUGAUGAGAAUCAUCAUCAUUUCAUAGCAUUCGUACAGAAGGGUGAUCAAGUGUGGGAGUUGAAUGGGGGCAUGAAUGGACCGUUGUUGCGAGGAAACCUCGAAGAGGAUCUAUUGAGUGAGCGAGGGCUGGCCUUGACGGUGCAGGACUUUCUAGAUGCUGCAGCUGCAGGAGGAUUUGGCGAAAUGAGCCUCGUGGCCGUCGCGGGAAAGGACUCGCAGUGA